Messenger RNA from Brassica napus (rape), 1903 nucleotides. RefSeq names its product probable polygalacturonase At3g15720. Lineage: Eukaryota; Viridiplantae; Streptophyta; Magnoliopsida; Brassicales; Brassicaceae. Bases 486 to 1844 code for a protein of 452 amino acids. The record is from RefSeq and is a predicted model, not a curated record. Gene Ontology annotation, biological process: carbohydrate metabolic process. The transcript has 9 exons. Gene Ontology annotation, molecular function: polygalacturonase activity.
CAAAAAUAGACAAAAACCAAAAACAGAAAAAGAAGCAAAAGCAAGUUUCUUGAGACAUAUAUAUGCAUCCACAUAUCAAUUUAGUUUAUAUCGAAGCUCUCUGGAAUGGACUGUCACGUAUAUUACGGCAUACAUCGACGAUGUGUUUUAAGGGUAAAGUAUAUUUACUAUUUUCUUUGUACAUUCGUAUUUACUCAUUUCCUUUUACUUUUGUUAUAUUUGAAUUUUGACGAACAUGUUUACUAACUUUUGAAAGAGAGGUACAAUAGUAUUUUUUGAUGAUACACUUUUAAACUCUAAUUAAUUACACGCCAUGACCAUAAGUAAUUAAUCUGAAAUUUAAUGUUAUCAUUUAUUUUAUUUUAUUUUUGCUAAAAUGUUAUCAUUUAUUGUAAGAAAUUAAAAUGUACAAGUAGGUAUUCAUCUAUUUCAUUCCAUUUCUUUUUCACACAUUGUCUGCUACUAUAGGAAAAUAUCCGUUUAACAUGAAGAAGACUUGGAUCUUAAAUUUCUCAGUGUUCUUUCUCCAUAUCUUUACAUCUUCGAGAGCAUUGGAUGUUAGUCAAUACGGAGCGAUUGGAGAUGGAGUUACAGACGAUUCUCAGGCGUUCUUGAAAGCCUGGGAAGCUGUCUGUAUCGGGACAGGGGAUGGGCAGCUUAUCGUUCCGGCAGGGAUGACAUUUGUGUUACAGCCCUUGAAGUUUCAAGGUUCUUGCAAAUCGACCCCUAUUGUUGUUCAGAUUUUGGGCAAUAUGGUUGCAUCAAGUAGAGGGAAUUGGGAAGGAGACAAAGAUCAAUGGAUUCUCUUCUCAGACAUAGAAGGGCUCGUGGUUGAAGGCAACGGCGUAAUUAACGGCCAGGGUUCGAGCUGGUGGGAACACAAAGGGAGUUCUAGACCAACCGCAUUGAAGUUCAAGAGCUGCAACAACCUUAGACUAAGUGGACUAACGCACGUAGAUAGUGCAAAGGCUCACAUUCAUAUAAACAAUUGCAACGGUGUGAGCAUCUCAAAUCUCCGGAUAAAUGCACCGGAGUCAAGUCCUAACACUGAUGGAAUCGACGUCGCUGCUUCAUCCAAUGUUAUCAUCCAGGAUUGCGUAAUCGCCACAGGUGACGAUUGCAUUGCGAUAAACUCGGGGACGUCUAACAUCAGAGUUUCCGGUAUAGAUUGCGGACCAGGCCAUGGAAUAAGCAUAGGAAGCUUGGGAAAAGAUGGAGAGACAGCUUCAGUGGAGGAUAUAUGUGUCCAAAACUGUAACUUUAGAGGGACUACGAAUGGGGCUCGGAUCAAAACCUGGCCGGGAGGAUCAGGUUACGCAAGAAGGAUUACUUUCAGUGGAAUUACUCUAGAUAACGUGGAAAACCCGAUCAUAAUCGAUCAACAUUACAACAAUGGAGGUUCUGAGAAAAAUACAGAUGAUAAGUCAUCGGCGGUUGAAGUAAGCAAAGUCGUGUAUAGUAAUUUCGUGGGGACGUCCAAGUCAGAGUACGGAGUUGACUUUAGGUGUAGCGCGGCUGUACCAUGCACAGAAAUUUUUAUGAAAGAUGUGAGAAUAGAAACACCAUCAUCAGGAUCAGGACAAGUCGCGCAAGGACAGUGCUUCAACGUGAGAGGUGUGUCCACACUUGCCGUACCAGGUUUAGAAUGUUUAGCACUUUCCACAGAUAUGUUAUCAUCGGCGGAGUUGCCGGAACAAACUUGUAUGUUGCCGCAACCAUCAGUGCAACCAAGUACACGACCGAUGCAAGAUCCAUUUUGGGUUUAUGGAAGCGGAGGGAAACGACUCAGAGUUUUUGAUGUAGUAUUAACUUCAUUUAUAUUUGUCGUUUUAUAUAUGUAUUAGGUUAUUGUUGGCAAAUAUGGAUCAUUUAUUUUGGACAGUUUCUCCGGAUUAAAAAAUCA